AAAAACUAAGCAAUGAAAUAUGAAAAUCGUUUAUGCCUGAACGAUUAACCUGUUCUAAGUUCAUAUUAAUCACACAAAUCGUGCAGUUCUUUAUCAAAUUGCAACUAUAUUUCUUGUUGUUUUUCAUUAUUAUCAUCAUUCGUCAUGAUAUCCGCCAUAUCGAUUUUGAUGAAAAAGUGACGACAUACCGAUUGCCGACUACCGACUACUGAAUUUCAUGUGAAAUUUUAUGGUUUACUCGAGUACAAAAUCAAAACUUUUAUUUUACAUAUUUUAUUUAAAAUUCAUAAAUUGCUUAUACGUUAUCUUUGUAGGAUAGAGCAAUAGGGUGAAAUGUGUAUGCCCGAUUUGCAGAAACCCUCUGACGACUCGUCAAUAUCUGACGAAGAAGGUGUGCCUGAGGAGGAACAAAGUGACGAAGACAUUUAUCACUCAAAUUCUGACAAUGAUUCCUCAUCAGAUUCAAGUUUAGAUGUUAUUUUACAAGAUGAUGAAGAUGUAAGUGAUGAUGAUAUUGAAGAACAAGAGGGUGGUGAUGACGAUGAUGACGAUGAUGAUGAUGAAGAAGAAGAAAAUAAUGAUGGUGGUGGAGGUAAUGAAGAUGAUGACGAAGAUGAAGAAGUAGAAGAGGACGAAGAAGAUGAGGUGGUAGCAGCUUUUCUUUCAGCUAGUUCAGACAGAAAUAGAAACCAUCCACCUAAUUUAUCCGUCGGUUGCUUAAUUGGUGGAUUUUCUUUUCACCCGAAUACAAAUGUUAUUGCUCUUGGUCUUUCAAAUGGUGAUAUUGCUAUGUACAAGUAUUCAAAUGAAAUGAAUGAGCAUUUGAGAACAAAUGAUAACGUUCAUUUAAAAAAGGUUAUGGUAUUAGAAUUUAAUGAAACUGGUGAUUACAUUUAUUCAGCUUGUAAGGACAACAAUGUCUCAGUGUCUGAUGCUGAAACAGGAAAAAUGAGAGUUUACUUUGAAAAAGCUCAUACAGCUGGGAGUUUUGUAACAGCACUUUCUUUUAUUGAUGAAAAUUUGUUUGCCACUGGUGACGAAGAUGGUGUAGUUAAUGUUUGGGAUAUAAGAGCAAAUGGGUGUAGAUUUUCAUUAAAGAAAACUGAGGAUAGUAUUAAUUCAAUGAUCACUAUUAAUAAUAGUAAUAAUCAACCUACUUUAGCUUGUACAUCAGGUGAUGGUACAUUGACCAUUAUUGACUUAUCAACAAAAAAAAUGGUUGUCCAGUCAGAACCCUAUAAGUCUGUACUAACUAGUUGUGUAACAAUGAAAAGAAAAACAAAAGUAGUAUGUGGUACUGGUGAAGGAUCACUAAUUACAUUUAAUACGGGAGAUUUUAGUGUAUUCAAUGAUGAAUUUCCAUGUGUUGAUAAAGGUGCUGCUGUGAACAGAUUAGUUCCAGUUACAGAAAACAUUAUAAUAAGUGCUUUAGAUAAUGGAAAAAUCAGGGCAACAAAUUUAUUUCCCAACUGUCAUUUAGGCAUUGUUGGUCAUCAUCAAGAUAUGUCUGUUGAUCUUUUGGAUAUAUCAGACAAUGGCCAUUUAUUAGCUUCAACGUCUUAUUUCAGUAGUAUUGUUAAAUUUUGGAAUAUAGAAUUCUUUGAGGACUUUGAUUUAAAAAAACACUUUAAGAAGAUCAAUCCAAAAGAAUUUAAUUUGCCAUCAUCAAAUGUUGUAAAUGCCACAGACUUUUUUUCUGGUCUUCAAUAAAUAUUUGUAAAUGGUGUAUUGUAUAUAAAACUUUUUAGAUAAUGUAAA
This is a messenger RNA of Rhopalosiphum padi (bird cherry-oat aphid), 1758 nucleotides long. RefSeq names its product WD repeat-containing protein 55 homolog. The record is from RefSeq and is a predicted model, not a curated record. Gene Ontology annotation, molecular function: protein binding. The coding region runs from base 334 to 1710 and encodes 458 amino acids. The transcript is spliced from 8 exons. Lineage: Eukaryota; Metazoa; Arthropoda; Insecta; Hemiptera; Aphididae.